AUGGCACGGCAGGGCUCGGGGGCCAUGCUGGCAGCGGGGGGGCUGGGCUUCCCCCCCCAAAACCUGGCCCGAGUGGUGGUGUGGGAGUGGCUGAACGAGCACGGGCGCUGGCGGCCCUACUCAGCUGCCGUGUGCCACCACAUCGAGAACGUGCUGAAGGAGGAUGCCCGAGGCAGCGUGGUGCUGGGCCAGGUCGAUGUGCAGCUGGCACCCUACGUCAUUGACCUCCAGUCCAUGCACCAGUUCCGGCAGGACACAGGGACCAUGCGCCCCGUCCGGAGGAACUUCUACGACCCCUCGUCAGCCCCGGGGAAGGGAAUCGUGUGGGAGUGGGAGAACGACAACAGCUCCUGGACACCCUACGACAUGGACAUCUGCAUCACCAUCCAGAACGCCUACGAGAAGCAGCACCCUUGGCUGGAUCUGUCCUCCCUGGGCUUCUGCUACCUCAUCUACUUCAGCAGCAUGUCCCAAAUGAACCGGCAAACCCAGCGCAAGCGCCGGCUGCGGCGCCGCAUGGACCUGGCCUAUCCCCUCACCAUGGGCUCCAUCCCCAAGUCCCAGUCGUGGCCCGUGGGCAGCAGCACGGGGACACCCUGCUCCUGCCCUCAGUGCCUCCUGGUCAACAGCACCCGCGCCGCCUCCAACGCCAUCCUGGCAUCGCAGCGCCGCAAGCUGUACCCGGGCGCUGUCCGCCAGAGCAGCACCUUCACCGGGGCCACCCUGUGGCCCGUGGGGCCGGGGGCAGGGCAGGGGGGCACGGCCAAGGGCGAGGGGCUGAGGGUGCCCCCCGGAGCGUUCACCCCCGGGCAGAGCGUGGCUGCAGGGGCACCGCUGCCCGGCCUCAACAACCUCAACCAGCCCGGCACGCAGCGAGGGGCCCGUGCCACCGUGCCCCCGGGGGUGCCAGCGCUCCCGGUCAAGAACCUGAACAGCACCGGCCCCGUCCAUCCUGCGCUCGCAGGGAUGACGGGCAUCCUCAUGUGUGCCGCGGGGCUGCCCGUGUGCCUGACCCGUGCCCCCAAACCCAUCCUGCACCCGCCGCCCGUCAGCAAGAGCGACAUCAAACCCGUGCCCGGCGUCAAUGGCAUCUGCAGGAAAACCAAAAAGAAGCAUCUCAAAAAGAGCAAGACCCCCGAGGACGUGGUGCGUCGCUAUAUCCAGAAGGUGAAGAACCCCCCGGAUGAGGAUUGCACCAUCUGCAUGGAGCGGCUCGUCACCUCCUCGGGCUACGAGGGCGUCCUGAGCCACAGGGGCAUCAAGGCAGAGCUGGUGGGCAAGCUGGGCAAGUGUGGGCACAUGUACCACCUCCUCUGCCUCCUGGCCAUGUACAACAACGGCAACAAGGAUGGCAGCCUGCAGUGCCCCACCUGUAAGGCCAUUUAUGGGGAGAAGACAGGUACGCAGCCCCCUGGGAAGAUGGAGUUUCACCUCAUCCCCCACUCCCUCCCGGGUUACACCGACUCCAAAACCAUCCGGAUAGUCUACGACAUCCCCACUGGCAUCCAGGGCCCAGAGCACCCCAAUCCAGGCAAGAGGUUCACGGCCCGUGGCUUCCCACGGCACUGCUACCUGCCUGACAACGAGAAGGGCAGGAAGGUGCUGAAGCUGCUGAUCGUGGCCUGGGACCGGCGGCUCAUCUUCACCAUCGGCACCUCCAACACCACGGGGGAGUCGGACACGGUGGUGUGGAACGAGAUCCACCACAAGACCGAGUUCGGCUCCAACCUGACAGGCCACGGUUACCCUGACCCCAACUACCUGGACAACGUCCUGGCCGAGCUGCUGGCCCAAGGCGUCUCCGAGGCCACCCUGAAGGACUGA
Molecule: messenger RNA, 1824 nt
Organism: Colius striatus (speckled mousebird)
Lineage: Eukaryota; Metazoa; Chordata; Aves; Coliiformes; Coliidae
Gene: DTX1
Product: deltex E3 ubiquitin ligase 1
Exons: 9
Coding region: 1-1824 (607 amino acids)
Biological process (GO): protein ubiquitination; Notch signaling pathway
Cellular component (GO): nucleoplasm
Molecular function (GO): zinc ion binding; ubiquitin protein ligase activity
Source: RefSeq, a predicted model, not a curated record